AUGUAAUAAUAUCAUAGAACCUUUAAUUCAAAGGCUCCUGAUCGUAAUAUUGCUGUACGUUCAACACUCAAACUUCCAUAAAUAAGGUAACAUGUUCCAAAACCACAAAAGCAUUGGAACCAUGGAUAUUCCAACUAGAUAUUCUGAACAUGUACGCAGAUCUCGUUUCCAUACUAAAGCCAAGACUUUUGUUAAACCAAAAGAACGUCCACAAUUCAAACAAUUCCCAACUGAAAAAACUAUGCUUACUUUAGGAUCACUUAAUUCUCCAAGGUCUGAAGAUGAAGGAGAAUCCUCUGGCAAAAGUUUAUUUUCUUUUCGCAGAACUCUUAUUGACACAUUAUCAUUACGUCAAUCUAGAAGAACCAGCAUUGAUAAAGAUAAGUACAAAGACGAGAUAAGAUAAGAAAACAUUCAAAAUGAUAAAUCUUCUGACAAAUAAGCUUUAGAAGAAUUAAAUUAAGAUCCUACUCUAGAAGAAACUGAAAUCAGACCAAAAAAAGAAUCUUAAUCUAUUAGACCUAAAAAUGAGAGUGUAUCCUCCUAAUUCACAUAAUUUACAGAUGAAAUUCACUCUGUUUGGGAUAAUAUGGAUUUGUAUUUAAGAGGUCUUCAAUUUGAUGAUUUUGAUCAUUAAAAUCAAUUACAAUCAUUUCUACUUUUAUAUAAAAUGAGAUGUGGUGGCUUUCCAGUAUCUCUUAAUUUAUAUUUAUUAUUAGGGUGCAAAAGAGAAUCUAGAAAAUGAAGAGGUAAUUAGAAGGGCAGUUGAAUUUGCUAAAAGUAAUCGACAAGUAUUCAAGAAAUAUUUUCCUACCAAACAAGUUGUGUUUGAGAAUGAGGAAGACUAUACUUAAAAUUAUGAUGUAAAUGCCGAUGCAAAUUUCAAAAAAUUUUAAAUUUAUAUUCAGAAUUAUAAUCAACGAUCAUGA
Molecule: messenger RNA, 929 nt
Organism: Paramecium sonneborni
Lineage: Eukaryota; Ciliophora; Oligohymenophorea; Peniculida; Parameciidae
Source: the annotation of a GenBank genome assembly